AGCGCAGCAGGAUCGCGGUCGCCCGCCGGGACGCCGCGCUGGGUCAGUGUGCUCCGACGCCGCGCGGGGGUCACGUGUGCGUCUGCCAGCAGUCGUGGAGGCAUCAUGCACCUGCUGCUGCUGUACUAGGUCGGCCUCGAGGAAUGUGAUCCACGACUGCACGGACCCGAAGGAAGUGCCAGAAGGACCUCGCUCGCCAAUCUUCGUUAGGAGACUUAUAGGUCUCGCCUCGCCCACGCCCCGGCACGUCAGAGCCAGGAUGCGCGCGCUGUGUGUGGCGGUGGUUCUGGCCGCGUGGCUGGCGGCGGCGGAGGCGGAGAAGGUGAAGCCGUUCGUCUACGACGAGCUGUACAAGGACCCAUGCGACGACCCCAGCAAGGAGCCCCCGAGGAAGAGGAACUCCUGCAACGGCAACGCCAUACUGCUCUGGGCAAGCAAGGGGAAGCACCGCAGAGUGAAGUACCUGCUGAAGCAACCCGAUACCGCCUACCUGAUCACCUACCAGGAAUCGAGAGGCUGGCGGAAGGGCUACACGGCGCUCCUGUGGGCCUCCGAAGCCAACAGCACGCGCACCGUCAUGAUGCUGCUCGACGCCGGCUCCAUCAUCGACCACCGGAGCUACGGAAAUUUCACGGCCGUUUACCUGUUGGCGGAGAACAACAACCUGGCCGGUGUGACCCGGAUCCUGGAGAUGGGCGCUGACCCCAACGUCGUGACCGCGAUGGGUUAUACGGCGCUGUUUAUGGCCACGUGGAACGGACAGCCGCAGAUAGUCAAGGUCCUCCUCGACCACAACGCCAACCCGAACUUCACUACGCCGAAUACAAAGUACUUCCCGCUGUACAUCGCCUCCAAGAACGGCCACAAGGAGAUCGUGGAGCACCUCCUCGACGCCUACGCCAACUUCAACAUGCGGACGUCGUGGGCCGUGAUCAUCUGCGAUCAGCAGGAGCGAAUGAGUGGCUUGCGCCGUCUCAAUUCGAUUCUGCCAGCUGCGUGA
Molecule: messenger RNA, 1000 nt
Organism: Penaeus vannamei (Pacific white shrimp)
Lineage: Eukaryota; Metazoa; Arthropoda; Malacostraca; Decapoda; Penaeidae
Source: RefSeq, a predicted model, not a curated record